Thelazia callipaeda (thelaziosis nematode) is the source of this 576-nucleotide messenger RNA. NCBI's taxonomy places the organism in Eukaryota, Metazoa, Nematoda, Chromadorea, Rhabditida, Thelaziidae. The record is from the annotation of a GenBank genome assembly.
AUGUCAGAAGAGGAUUUGCUAGCCACCUUCACAUGGCUUCAUUUCAUUGUAGCAUUGCAUGUCAGUUUAGCUAUAAGUUUAUGCAUUUUCACAGUGAUAGGUUAUGUAGUCAGCAUCACUCCAAUGGCUCUCAUUGUGCUAUUCAUUUUCCAAGUAUUUAUAGCAUUUCUUGGUCUUACAGCUAUAAGUCAAAAUCGUCAAGAUUUUCAAUCAUUGUAUGUAUUUAUAAAUGCUGUAACUGCUGGAUCAGCCAUUAUUUGGUCAAUUUUCAUUCUUUUGAGUAGUAGUCAUUAUUCACACUAUUUACUUAUCUUACUUCUCCUUAUUGCGCUUUAUUCGAUUCUGACAACAACUAUACUAGUAUUUUGGGCGCAUAAAAAGGUACCACAGCCAUUACACAAAUUGAUAACAUUAAAUGUCGUGAGUGUUUUCUCAGUAAUUAAAUUACCACAAGGCGAUAAUGAUGUGAAGUUGGAAACAAACAAUCUCCAUAAUAAAUUUCACAAAAGUAAGUCACUGGUGAAAAUGAAAGAAGUUGAUUCUAAUGAAACCCUACAUGGAAAUUGCAAGAGUUAG